Messenger RNA from Lasiosphaeria miniovina, 474 nucleotides. RefSeq names its product ankyrin repeat-containing domain protein. Gene Ontology annotation, molecular function: protein binding. The annotation marks the transcript as partial. Lineage: Eukaryota; Fungi; Ascomycota; Sordariomycetes; Sordariales; Lasiosphaeriaceae. The transcript has a single exon. The record is from RefSeq and is a predicted model, not a curated record.
ACGGCCGUGUCCUGGGCCGCAGGCGACGGGAUGGACGACGCGCUGAAGGCGCUGCUCGGCGACGGGAGGGCCGACCCGAACCUGCCGGACAACCAAGGCCGGUCGCCGCUGUCGAGGGCGGCAGGCGACGGGUGCACGGGCGCGGUGCGCGCGCUCCUACGGGACGGGCGGGUGGACAAGGCGAGCGGCGACAAGAGCCGGCGGAACGCCAUCUCGUGGGCGUGCGAGCGCGGGCACGUGGACACGUUGCGGGUGCUGCUCAGGGGCAAAUGUCCGGGGGUCGACGAGCCGGACGACGCUGGGUGGGCGCCGCUGGCCUGGGCGAUCCAGAAUAACGCACCGGAGAUUGUGGAAAUGUUGGCGGCGCACCGCCACGAUGGCGCUGCGGUGGAUCUGGAACGGGAAGACUCUUCCGGGCGGACGGCCCUGUCGUGGGCGGCGGAAUACGGCCAUCCCGAAGUCGUGAGGGCCUUG